Molecule: messenger RNA, 2110 nt
Organism: Oppia nitens
Lineage: Eukaryota; Metazoa; Arthropoda; Arachnida; Sarcoptiformes; Oppiidae
Gene: dbo
Product: kelch-like protein diablo
Exons: 4
Coding region: 187-1944 (585 amino acids)
Molecular function (GO): protein binding
Source: RefSeq, a predicted model, not a curated record
UGAUUUUUUAAACUCUUCAAUGACGGGAACAGCUGUUGGCCAACAAAGAUGAUUAGUUCAUCGGCAGCCACAACAACGGCGGCGAUACUAUAACAACCCCUCCCUCCCACCCGAUUGAUUGAUUGGUGACCAACUUUUGUGUUGGUUUAUCGGCCGGGCCGACUAUUGAACACUUUAUUGGCCACUAUGGGUGACAUUCUGCGCGAGUGCGACCUCGAAAGGCCGCCAUCGCCGGCCAGAUUGGAGUACACAUCGGAAAAACAUUCCCGACUUAUACUGGACUCGUUGAACGUUUUGCGCCGUCGGCGUGAACUGUGCGAUGUUGUCCUAAUUGUCGGCCAACGGAAGAUUCUGGCCCAUCGGGUAGUACUGUCGGCUUGUAGUCCAUAUUUUUUAGCUAUGUUUACGGGAGAAUUGGCCGAAAGCCGACAGACAGAAGUGAUCAUCCGUGACAUUGACGAACACGCUAUGGAACUGCUGGUAGAUUUUGCCUACUCUUCGCAGAUAGUGGUCGAAGAAGGCAAUGUUCAGGUCCUACUUCCAGCCGCCUGUUUGCUACAGAUGAGCGAAAUACAAGAAGUUUGCUGCGAAUUCCUGAAGAAACAGUUAGAUCCGAGCAAUUGUCUGGGUAUUCGUGCCUUUGCUGACACACAUUCGUGUCAAGAGUUGCUACUAUUUGCCGAUAAGUACACUCAGGACAGGUUCCAGGAGGUGAUCGAAAACGAAGAGUUUCUCCUAUUGCCUGUCAAUCAACUCAUUGAUAUCAUAUCGUCGGAUGAACUGAAUGUCCGAACAGAGGAACAGGUCUACAGUGCCCUAAUGUUAUGGGUUAAGUACAAUGUUAGCGAACGGCGCCAGCAUUUGGCACAUGUUCUCCAACACGUGCGGCUGUCGCAGUUGACGGCCAAAUAUUUGGUGGGAACAGUAGGUUCGGAUUUGUUAAUCAAAAGCGAUGACGCCUGCCGUGACUUAGUGGAUGAAGCAAAAAACUAUUUGCUAUUGCCUCAGGAACGGCCAUUGAUGGUCGGACCGCGAUUUAGGGCCCGUAAGCCUGUCCGUCGCGGUGAAGUUUUGUUUGCCGUCGGCGGCUGGUGUAGUGGCGAUGCCAUUGCCAGUGUCGAGCGCUACGAUCCCCAAUCAAACGAGUGGCGAAUGGUUGCACCGAUGACUAAACGCCGAUGCGGUGUCGGCUGUGCCGUCCUAUCCGACCUGUUAUACGCUGUCGGCGGACACGACGGCCAAAGCUAUCUGAACAGUAUUGAACGCUACGAUCCGCAUACGAACCAGUGGUGCAGUGAUGUGGCUCCGACCAGCUCUUGCCGGACGUCGGUAGGCGUUGCCGUUUUGGACGGGUUUCUCUACGCUGUUGGCGGUCAGGAUGGUGUUUCGUGUCUGAAUUUUGUCGAACGAUACGAUCCGCAAACCAAUCGCUGGAACAAAGUAUCGGGAAUGAGUACCAAACGUCUAGGGGUAGCCGUAGCCGUACUCGGCGGCCAUUUGUACGCUAUAGGCGGCUCGGAUGGUACAUCACCGUUGAAUACAGUGGAACGAUACGAUCCCAGAUCCAAUCGAUGGUGUCCAGUGGCGCCGAUGGGCACCCGUCGCAAACAUUUAGGAUGCGCUGUCUAUAACAAUAUGAUAUACGCUGUCGGCGGCCGAGACGAUACCACUGAGUUGAGUUCAGCCGAACGAUAUAAUCCCCAAUCAAAUCAAUGGCAACCGAUUGUUGCGAUGACCUCCCGGCGUUCGGGUGUCGGUCUAGCAGUGGUUAAUGGUUUGCUCUACGCUGUCGGCGGUUUUGAUGGAUCAACAUAUUUGAAGACAAUUGAAGUAUACGAUCCGGAAAAAAAUCAAUGGUGUCUAUGCGGGUCAAUGAACUAUAGGAGACUGGGAGGCGGUGUCGGUGUUAUACGUAUACCACAUCUGGAAACAUAUUUUAGAUGAGAUAACCAGAUGACUGAUUGACUGAUUUUUUUUAGUAGUGUCUGUCUGUCUGUUAAAAACUUACCAUAACUUGUAUUAAAUUAUUAUUCAAAAAUCAUUGAAUCAAAAGAUAUUAUCAUUUGUUUGUUUAUUUUUUAUUUUAUUUUUUCAUUUUACCGGUUAAUUA